Molecule: messenger RNA, 1821 nt
Organism: Plasmodium reichenowi
Lineage: Eukaryota; Apicomplexa; Aconoidasida; Haemosporida; Plasmodiidae
Exons: 1
Coding region: 1-1821 (606 amino acids)
Source: RefSeq, a predicted model, not a curated record
AUGUCGUCAGCAACACAAUUGGGUAUAUCAGAAAGAGAAUACGAAGAAGCUUUAGCUGUGGAGAAAUUGUUUUUUUUAUCAUCAAGAGAAAGAUGUAAUUAUUGUAAUUAUGGAAAGUCAACAUUUGUUGACACAUUUAAUUAUGAAUUUUUAUGUGACAAAUGUUCAUAUAGAAGUAAACAUAAAAAGAAAAUAGGAGAAGAUUCGAUAAGUUAUUAUGAUGUGCAAAAAUUAGAAAAAAAAUUCGGUGAUUCAGCUUAUUAUAAACAACAUAGUAAUAAUAAUAAACAUCAUCACCACCACCAUCACCAUCAUAAUAAAAAGUCAAGUUAUAGUCAAGAAAAAAAAUCGAAAUCAAAAAAUCGACGUUCAUCAACUAGAAAACAUAUAGAAGUAGUAACAGAUAGUUCUGAUUCAGAGUAUGAUGAGAAAUUUAAAAAAAAAGAGAAAAAAAAAAAAAAAGAAAGAGAUAGAGACAGAGAUAGAGAUAAAGAUAGAGAUAAAGAUAGAGAUAAAGAUAAGGAUAAAGAUAGAGAUAGAACACGAGAAAAAAGUUAUAAAGAUAAUAAAGAUAGUAAAUAUAAAAAAAAAAAAAAAUAUGAUGAUUCAGAUGAUGAUUUUGAUGAUGAAUUUAGUUUAAAUGAUUAUGAUCCAAAUACUCCUGGUAUGAUUGGAAUUAUGAAUUCUAAUAAUAUGAGUAAUUCAGAUUACAAAAAUAAUUUCGAUAAUAAUUUUAAUGAAUUCGAUGGGAAUCAUUUAAAUUAUAAUCAAAUGAGCGAACAUAAUUAUCAUGAUUUUAAUGCAUUUAAUAAUAAUAUAAAUAAUCAUAUACCUUUUGAUAAUAAUAACAAUCCAUAUUCAAAAAAUAAUUUUCAUUUAAAAUAUAUGAACUCACCAAAUAGUGAUCUAGCUAAUAUCAAUCCAAUAUGUUCAGAUGAUUUUAAUCCAAUGUAUUUUAAUAAAAUGAAUUAUCCUAAUAAUUUUAAUAUGAAAUUAAAUGAAGAUAGUGAUAUAAAUAAUAAAAUGAAAUAUAAUAAUAAAAUGAGUAUGGUACCAUAUGACCCUUUUGAUAAUAGUAGUAAUGGUGAAAGCAAUAGAUAUAGUAAUGCUAUGGAUAAUGCAAAUUAUUAUAACACCACAAAUAAUAUGAAUAACAUGAGUAAUAUGAGUAAUAUGAGUAACUUGAAUAAUAUGAAGAAUAUGAAUAAUAUGAGUAACAUGAAUAAUAUGAAUAACAUGAAUAAUAUGAAUAAUAUGAAUAAUAUGAGUAAUAUGAAUAAUAGAUUAUAUUUAUUAAAUAAAAGAAAUUCUUUAAAUAAUAAUUAUUCACCAAAUAAUAUAAAACCUUUAUAUAAUCAACAAUAUUCAAAUAAAAAUUUGUAUAAUACCCUAAAUCAUAAUCAAAAUCCAUUGAACCAAAAAAUGUCUUUUGAUAAUAAUAUACCCAGUAAUAAGAAUAAAAUGUAUCAAAACAAAAAAAAUUCAACAUAUUUAUUAAAUAAUAAUCUAAAUAAAUCAAAUAGUGGUUCAGGAUUAUUACACUCAGGUAAUAAUAUGAAUUUAUUAUGUUAUUCACAACAAAAUAGUUUAAAUGAUAUGAAUAGAUUUCAUGAUAAUAAUAUGUAUAAUCCUGAUUUUGCACCUGUAAACGUUUCUGAUAAAAACCCAUUUUCUCUUCACAAUAUGAUAUCCACACCUAACAACCGAAAAUCAUAUAAUGUUUUAAAUAGUUUAAAUAGUGAUGUAAGUAAUAAUAAUAUGAGUAGAAAUUCUUUUAAGGCAUUGAGUUAUCCUGUUUUUGAUUCAAACAAAAAAUUUUAG